UGGCUGUGGCGGAGCUUGCGCCGUGGGCCUGGGCGGGAGCCUCACGGCCGCGUGAGCUUAAAGCGCGCGGGUCGGAGUUGGUCGCGCUCUCAUCGCUGACAGGGUUCGCUUUCGGCUUGCUCGGGACUGAAGUGCUCAUGACGGAGGUAUAAGGAGAGAAAAUCUGUUCCGGGUGAGCCCAGGCCGUUCCGGAAAUGCGAUGGCUGUGGAGCUAGCCCCGGAGGGCUGACUGAGGGGAUCACUGCAGGGGGUGCAAUCCGCGUGUGAGCUGUCUUCCCCUGGACCUAGUCGAGCCAGCAUCUCCAAAACGUUGAGCCUAACCUCGCUUAAUAAGACAUUUGUCUCGUGAGUGAAGGUCCAGGAUCAUCAAGCACGGGCGGGAAACUGAGGCAGGCACUCGGCAGGCGCAUCAGCUGCGUGGGAAUCCGUUAUGCAUACGUCAUGCCCAUAUAGCGUUGAGUUUCAAACCAACCUAGGUUCUUUUAACUGAGAUAAAGAGCUUUGGAUACCAAGAGUGAAAAUGGCAUACUCCAUGUCAGCACCCUGUCAACCAAAGGCAUGACAACUCAGGAACACACAUGGACUUGUUGCACACAGAAAUGUGUGCACAGGAAGAGGAGAUCUCUAGUUCUUUAGAAAAAAGAAAGCAUCCUUCACCAAAAUGGGCACAUUCUGCUCAGUAAUCAAGUUUGAAAAUCUUCAAGACUUAAAGAGACUGUGUCACUGGGGUCCCAUCAUAGCCCUUGGUGUUAUAGCAAUAUGUUCUACAAUGGCCAUGAUUGACUCCGUCUUGUGGUAUUGGCCUUUACAUACAACUGGAGGAAGUGUGAAUUUCAUCAUGUUGAUAAACUGGACUGUCAUGAUUCUUUAUAAUUACUUCAAUGCCAUGUUUGCUGGUCCUGGCUUUGUCCCUCGGGGGUGGAAACCGGAAAAUUCUCAGGAUAGCAUGUAUCUCCAGUACUGUAAAGUCUGCCAAGCAUACAAGGCACCACGUUCCCAUCACUGCAGAAAGUGCAACAGAUGUGUGAUGAAGAUGGACCACCACUGUCCCUGGAUCAACAACUGCUGUGGUCACCAGAACCAUGCUUCAUUCACACUGUUUCUCCUGUUAGUGCCUCUGGGCUGCAUCCAUGCUGCUUUCAUCUUUGUGAUGACCAUGUACACGCAGCUUUAUAAUCGGCUCUCCUUCGGGUGGAACACAGUCAAGAUUGACAUGAGUGCAGCCAGGAGAGACCCUCUUCCAAUUGUUCCCUUCGGAUUGGCUGCAUUUGCCGCCACUUUGUUUGCCUUGGGAUUAGCUUUGGGAACAACCAUAGCUGUUGGGAUGUUGUUUUUCAUACAGAUAAAAAUUAUUCUCAGAAACAAGACUUCUAUUGAAUCAUGGAUUGAAGAGAAGGCUAAAGAUCGAAUUCAGUAUUACCAACUGGAUGAAGUCUUCAUUUUCCCAUAUGAUAUGGGAAGUAAGUGGAAGAACUUCAAACAGGUAUUUACAUGGUCAGGAGUCCCUGAAGGAGACGGACUGGAAUGGCCAGUGAGAGAGGGCUGUCACCAGUACAGUCUAACGGUAGAACAGUUGAAACAAAAAGCAGACAAGAGAGUCCGAAGUGUUCGCUAUAAAGUCAUACAGGAUUACAGUGGUGCCUGCUGCCCUCUGAAUAGAGGAGUCAGAACCUUCCUCACAAGCCCCUGCACGGAGGAGCCUCGGAUCCAGCUGCAGAGAGGGGAGCUUAUCUUAGCCACCAGAGGCUUACGAUACUGGUUGUAUGGAGACAAAAUUCUUGAUGAUUCCUUCAUAGAAGGUACAUCAAGAAUAAGAGGGUGGUUUCCUAGAAACUGUGUGGAAAAGUGUCCCUGUGAUGGCGAAUCAGAACCAGCCCCAGAAGGCGAGAAGAAGACCAGAUAGCCACUGUUAAAGUGAGGCCAUUAAGUCUUCAUUACUUGAAAAUUCACACAUAUUACCUAAGAAUUAUGCAACGAGCUACUCUGCUUAAGGUAUUCUUUUCCUCAAAGAUGCCUUAGUGCCAUAAUUUAAAUAUUUUUCUUGCCAUUUUGAAACGGAAGCCAUUCUGCAUAUGCCUCUGAAUUCCUGACCUCUUUCCAUUUCUUCCUACUGAAGGAAAGCUGUUCCAGCCAACUGAGCAAAUUGUACUUUCUGUAGGAUUCCUGUGUGCUGCACACCUGACUUCACCUGCAGGUCUAGUUCCCCUUGGCCAGGAGCAUCUGCAUGUGGUUAUUCUGUUUCUUCCUCAGUUGACAUUUCUUUCACAAGAUUCUAGAGACUAUACAACUUGUCAGAUUCAAUAUAAAUUCAAAUUUUGUUACUUUUAAUAAUGCAGAUUUUGUCAAAUCCAAUAAAAGUCAAUGGAUGUUGUGUAGAAAUUAUAGUUUUACCUGAAAGUA
Psammomys obesus (fat sand rat) is the source of this 2400-nucleotide messenger RNA. RefSeq names its product zinc finger DHHC-type palmitoyltransferase 6 (gene Zdhhc6). The transcript has 11 exons. The coding region runs from base 662 to 1903 and encodes 413 amino acids. Gene Ontology annotation, molecular function: protein binding; palmitoyltransferase activity. Gene Ontology annotation, cellular component: Golgi apparatus. Gene Ontology annotation, biological process: protein palmitoylation. NCBI's taxonomy places the organism in Eukaryota, Metazoa, Chordata, Mammalia, Rodentia, Muridae. The record is from RefSeq and is a predicted model, not a curated record.